Helobdella robusta is the source of this 900-nucleotide messenger RNA. RefSeq lists its product as hypothetical. Gene Ontology annotation, molecular function: protein binding. Gene Ontology annotation, biological process: SCF-dependent proteasomal ubiquitin-dependent protein catabolic process. The record is from RefSeq and is a predicted model, not a curated record. Gene Ontology annotation, cellular component: SCF ubiquitin ligase complex. Lineage: Eukaryota; Metazoa; Annelida; Clitellata; Rhynchobdellida; Glossiphoniidae. Bases 1 to 900 code for a protein of 299 amino acids. The transcript is spliced from 9 exons.
AUGGUCAGUGUUGUGAGAAAUGUGAACAUUGAAUUCAUCCCUGGCGAGGUUGAGAUGGUCGUUUUUGGCAAAGGAUAUAAAAUCAAAGAUUAUUUGCCAUUAACUGAAAAUUUAAUUAUGAAAGUUCUGCCUAAAGAGCUCAUUCUGAGAAUUUUUUCAUACCUGGAUCUGUUGAGUUUGUGCAGAUGUGCCUGCGUAUCCAGGAUAUGGAAUGCCCUUGCUACUGACGGAAGUGUUUGGCAGGCCAUUGACCUUUGUAAAUUUCAAACUGACAUUGAUGGUAACAUGUUGGAGGCCCUGGCUUUCAAAUCAGGAAAUUUUCUGAGGAAGUUGAGUUUAAAAGGAUGUAAAUCAAUCACAGAUAGUUCAUUCAAUGCCUGUCAGAACAUAGGGCUUUACUGCUCCAGUAUACAACAUUUAGAUUUGGAGUGCUGUUCCAACUUAACUGACCUAUCCCUCAUUUCAUUGAGUCUUGGAUGUGAGGAUUUGAAGUGUUUAAACAUAUCCUGGUGCCUUCGUAUCACUGACAACGGUCUACAACAUUUGCUCAAAAAGUUAUCCAACCUUGAAGUUUUCAAUGCCAAGGGGUGCAGUCAGAGAACGACAGAUUCAGCAGUGAUGAAGAUAACUGAAGGAUGUCUUCAUCUGAAAUUGUUGUGCCUAUCAAAAUGUCCUAGACUCACUGAUGUUUCACUCAUUGCCAUUGCUAAGAACUGUCCGGAUGUUGAAACACUAGAUCUCUCUGGUUGCUCCCGACUUACUGAUGUUGGCUUUGCUGCCUUGACCAAGAGUUGUCACAUGUUGAGAAGAUUGGAUUUGGAAGAAUGCCUCUUGGUUGGUUUUUCAUCCCGUUUCAAAAAUGUUCAUGCGUUAUGGACGUCUAUUGUUUGUUUGAAAUAA